GGACUUCACCUAAAUGAGAAUAGUUGCCAGUGAAACUAAUUGUCCAAGCUGGGAGUUAUGUUCUUUUCUUCUAAUCUGGAAUGAAGUGCUCUAACUCUAAGGGUGUCUAGAGAUGAAGUAGCACCUGAUAUGUUUUCAAGAUCUGCAAUUCGCAUAAAAAUGGAUCUAUUACUUCUUAAACUGAUAUAGCCCUUAUAUCUGACCUAAGAACUCAAAGCACUGAUCUGAAUAGCAACUGAGUGAUACACACAAUCACAGUGCUAUAGUAAGUGGUGAAUCCUCCAACUAAAUCUUUUUUCAAAAUGAACAUAAUGUCAUCAACUCAUCUUAUAAUUCUCUGCAUAGGAAGUCAGGAAAUAGUGGGGUAUGUUUCUUGCAUCAGUUGAAUCAAGCCAAGUCUUUUGUCACAGGGCACUAAUGAGUAAUGAGGUUGAAAGGAAACAAGACCAUAAUAUAUGGUUCUAAGACUUCUAACCCGGCCCAUCCUAAAAUCUUACGGAGUAAUUAGCAAUAUCAUCUUCUUAAAAUCUUGAAACGUAGCCCAAACCAGACCAAGCAACCAAUAUGGACCAAGUUUUAUCAGCUCUAAAAUGACAAAAGGUUUCAAAAUGGUGGCAAUUCUUGUAAUGCAUUAAACAAAUAGCUAGUGUAUCAUUUCACGUACAGCUACUUAGAUGUAAAACAUGACUUUCUGUUUAUGGUAACAUACAUUAUAAUUGCAUCUUAUUCAGUUUCUUUUUUGAGCUUGUCAACUCUUGCUUAAUCUGCCUGGAAUAUUCCCAUUAACAAUAAUACAAAUAUAUCUGACUUAACCAAAUCUUAAAAGCAUUUUGAACUUGGUCAUGUUCUUGUGCUAUAUUAGAGGCAGAUCUACAACUAAUACUCAAAAUUACCCAUUCUUUAUUUCAUUAUUUGCUCACUUUCUGCGCGCUUUCUCUUAUCCAAACUACCGUGAUUAUUUCCGCUUCUUCGGAUGGUUAAAGUAUAAUAUGGUCACAUAAAACUGUUUAUUGCUUUACAUCAUUGCUGCUAAUCCUAUUUUAUAGUGUUGCAUGAUUUCCUUUGCUGUAACAGUUUGAUUUUUAGCAUAACUAGUUAUAUUAGUGUCAAGUAGUAGAGCAUCAGAUAUAUCAGAUGGUUUAUUCUCUCAGAAAGCAUCGUUGUUUAAGAGUAUCUGGCUAGCCAAUCAAUAACUUUAGCGCCUUUCUGAUACUUUUUAACUUUAUUUUUAUACUAUUUUUAUGGUCUAAAUUUUACUAGUAGAAGGUCAUGCAUGCAAAACCUAGUUAUUUUUUUUGAAUUUGACAAGUAUUUUCAAGGUUUUCAGAUGAGGAAUUGCUCUGUUUUGACUCUGUCUUUGGUUUGGAUACCGGUUUUUUGGGAGCUUUUUUCAGGUUUGUGCUUAUUAAGAUGUACUACCACGGUCUAGAUUUAGUUGUUACUUUGUGAUUAGCAUCCACAUUAUGAAAAUGAAAUGACUAUAAUUGUGCAAUAAGUGAGUACGUUGUAAUAAAACCGAAUCUCGAUCAUUGGACAUUUAGGCCAUGCAAGGCAUUAGGUGUGCCGUGUGCCUAAUCUGAAAAGGUUAAGGGACAAUUUGAAUUAAUUUUAUUAAUUAGUUGGUUUAUUAGGAAUGUAUAUGGAAAACUAAGUUAGCUAGAAGUAUAUGAAUUUUCGGCACUUAAAGGUCUGUUUCUGAUCUGAUGUUUCCGUCACAAUGCAGGACAGUAGGAAGGUGUGCAAUGCAAAUGUGAUAAUAGUUUGAUGGGUUACCUGACAAAAUCUUGUUAAUUAAGACGUAACCUUGUGUUAACUGAAAUGCAAAAAUGAAGGAAUAAACCUUAAUCGGUCUUGCUGUGAGUACCUACGGCCUAUGAAGCCAAAGAUCUCGGUUGCAGAAGAAACUGAACAAAGUUGAAUCAUAUCGGCUUAUAUAUAACAUAUGAAAGCAGAAUGCAGGUAUCCCUAUAGACGUACUAUAGUUGUUUUCUUACAUUCGUGUGCAUUUACAUUGCUUUGUAAUGUGACAAAUAUUUAAAGAAGAAAUAAUACUCGUAAUCAAAUGAACCCGGGAGUUCCCCCAAACGCUUCAGUAGGGAGUCGGAAAAUCAUCCCUCCUUAAUGAAGUGUUCAGAGGAAUUCUAGGGAACACCUGAUGCCUGAUGGUGUAAAAGUGUAAAACUAUAAAUGGUGAUGCAUGAAACUUAAUUGCGGUUGGUGAUGCUAUUUAUACCAACUUGUUAAAACUAUAUAUUAUAUUCUGGUUUGACAAAUAUAGAACCUAGCCGUAUUCCCGGCCUAAGUUAGACGUAUUCAUGAAUACAACAGCAGAUCUAUAGAGACUAGAGUAGUAAUUUUAAUUUUUGUGGUCAAUAUUCUAUUCUUUUAUUAUGAUCUCUGUCUUUUUUAUGUUUCUGUCUCUAUGUAUAUCAUUCGAAUCCUGAGAUUGUAGUUUUUCCUUUUGCCUCUUACACAUGCUUAUAUGACACAUGCUUAUAUGACACAUGCUAAAGGCCGUGUUCUUUUCCCCCCACUUUCUCGUACUUCAGGGGAAAAAAAAUUCCGAUAAGUUUAGUUAAGUUCAUUUCAGGAUAAAUAGUGGUAAUCUAAGUACAACUUAUGAUUAAAAUAUUACGUAAAUUCUAAUAAUUUCAGAUAACUGAAAACAAGGUUAAAAAACGCAUGGCUUUUUGUUGUUAUUCAAUAAGUGAUUAACAGUACAUUAUUAUUAAUUAUAUCUCACAUCUUUUUGCAUGUUCAUUUAGUUGUAGGCUUGCAUUUUUCAUGAUUAUUGUGUACUUUUGUAACUUAUGGUGAGUUGAUAAGUUUGACAAGCAUUUUCCCAUUGUUUCAACUUUUAGACAACUUACAUGCCUUGGCCCGGACCCUAUGGUAAACUGAUAACGAUUGAGGCUUGUGUACCAUAACCCAUAAGGUCAAAGUUUCGAAUUUCUCCUCCCUCUAUUUGUAAUUUGUUGUGCGGGUUGUGCCAUGUCCAUGUCCAUGUAUUUAUAAGCAUUGAAAAAAAAAACAAGCGAAAAGGAUGAAACGUUUUUAAUUCAAAUGUACCAAGCCGGGCAAGAGGCUAGCUAGUAGUACAACGUUGAACCAAGCCGUAACUGUUGGCGAGGUUAUGAUUUAUAGAAUCCAAGCAAGAGGGCAAAGGAAUCACAGCCUUUCCUUUUUAAGUGGUUGCAACCUGCUUUUUAUCCUUCAAUUCAUCUCUUUUUUCUUGUGUCAUUUUCGCUUCUAUAUAUUUUAAGAUAUGCUUCUUGCCUGCAUGCUCUUAAUUUGGCUCAUUGCACAUCACUCAGCCUGCUUGACUAUGUAACGUCUUCUAAAUUCUAAUUGCCGCCUCUUCUUUUGGGCCAAAUAUCUAUUUCACGUUUCAUAUGAAAAACCAAGUAUCUAUACCAUGACCUAUGAUGUGAAUUGGCAUCAGUUUCGUAAGUUAAGGGACCGGUAUAGUUUAAGUCUAGAGUUCUAGACUAGCUAGCUUAAUUACAAAUUAAGUGUAACGUUAUAACCUUGUACGCACAAUUUUCUUAAUUAAUUGAACAAUUUUAAUCAUGCAUGAGCAUGAUUAUUGUGUGACCCAUUUGUACAUAAUUGUCCAGCCUCUUUUUCCCUGUUUUUCUCCUUUCUUUGCAUCUUUUCCUUUUUCUUAGGUAUGUAGUUUCUUUUGUUCACAUGAUUUUUCAUCUAACAUUGAUCAUGUUCCUUAUUCACCUUCAAAAUAAUAAUAUAAUUAGUCAAAAUAACUUUUUAUUAGUUAAAUAAAUUUAAAUAAAUAAAAUCAUGAGAAAAGCCCGUUCCUUUAAUUUGUAGAGAUGACAGUUCCCUUUACCCAAAACAAUGGAACUUUUAACUAGUACUCCGUAUUAUUAUUGUCUAAUAGUCUUAUUGAUCAUGAAAAGCAUGAUUGUUUCAUUAUAUAUAUAAGGAAAUAGAUCGUUAUGUUUGUACAAUUGUUUCGAAACUUGUAUCCAAAAGUCACUAUUUUGAAAUGGCAUGUAAAAAGUAUAACUACUAUUCUCAGCCUUUUACUUUUAAAUUUGUUGUGCUAUGUGUUGUGACAAUUUUACAGAAAAAUAGAGCUGACAUUGGCACUUGGUUAAACCAUGGUGGAAAUAUAGCAAACACGAGGGGGCGACCCAUUGGAGAGCCAUUUCUAAACCGGAAUGAAAUCCAAAGACUACAUCUAAGGUGGAAAUACUUUGUUGGUAAUGACAUAACAGCAACACCUGCUAUCUCAAACGGCAUAGUCUACUUCCCUGCAUGGGAUGGGAAUUUAUAUGCUGUGAAUGCAUUUAAUGGUGAUCUUAUAUGGAAACUCAACCUUGGCCAACUUACUGGGUUAGCUCCUACUGGUACUUAUGUCAAUGUAACAGUCUCAAGAGCAACACCAACAAUAGCCAACGAUCUGUUGAUCAUAGGUAUCUAUGGCCCUGCCGUAGUCAUAGCUGUUAACCGGUUCACUACUAGGCUUGUUUGGAUGACAAGGCUUGACCCUCACCCUCUAGCUUUGAUUACCAUGUCCGGAACUGCAUAUCUUGAUGGCUUCUAUGUAGGCGUAUCAUCCUUAGAAGUACUAGUACCACCUACUGAGUGCUGUACUUUUCGAGGGAGCAUGGCAAGGCUAGACAUCGGAACAGGAGUAAUAGUAUGGCAAACUUAUACUGUUCCAGACAAUGGUGGGAAGUUAGGAGGUUAUGCAGGGGCUGCAGUCUGGGGUAGUAGCCCUGCCAUUGACAUCAUAAGGAAUCGCGUCUAUAUUGGAACAGGAAACUUGUACAUUGCUCCUCCUGAUGUAUUAAAAUGCCAGGCGAAACAGAAUAAUCAGUCGAAAGCAACUCAGCCUGAUCUAUGUACCACCCCAGAUGCUCAUUUUGAUUCAAUUGUUGCCCUCGAUUUGGCAAGGGGGAAUAUUGUAUGGGCACUUCAGCUUGGAGGAUAUGAUGUGUUUUAUUUUGCUUGUUUAGUGCCUAAUAACCCCAACUGCCCUCCUGGGCCUAACUUAGAUGCAGACUUUGGGGAAGCACCUAUGUUGCUCACCAUAUUUCCUGGUGGUGUUAGGCGAGAUGUUGUGGUUGCUGUGCAGAAGAGUGGCUUUGUUUGGGCUUUGGAUCGCGAUACUGGUGACAUUGUGUGGUUCAGUGUUGCAGGGCCAGGAGGUUUGGAAGGAGGGGGAGUGUGGGGAGCAGCAACAGAUAGACGACGGAUCUACACCAACAUCGUCAACAGUGGAAGAACGACAUUUAGGUUAGCCCCAUCGAACCAAACCACAACAGCCGGGGGAUGGGUAGCCUUGGAUGUUAAUAACGGGAAUAUAUUAUGGACAACAGCUAAUCCAAGCAACGAGACUGCUCAUGGUCCGGUGACUCUAGUCAAUGAUAUAUUGUUUGCUGGGUCAGUUGACCCUUCAGGACCACUCUAUGCAAUGGAUGCUGAGAGUGGCAAGAUUUUGUGGUCAAUGAAUACAGCAGCAACAAUAUAUGGUGGUGCAUCCGUGAGCUAUGGUUGUGUUUAUAUCGGACAUGGGUACUCCGUUGGGCUAGCCAAAUUUCACCCUACUUGGAACCGAGGAAGCUCCCUCUUUGCUUUCUGUGCUGUGUAAGGUCUACCAAAGUCAGCCAAAUUUAUUAAGAUGUUUUGUAGUUGGUGUUAAAUGUGGUAAUGGUAAUUAAUGAAUUUAUGCAAA
This is a messenger RNA of Spinacia oleracea (spinach), 5701 nucleotides long. RefSeq lists its product as uncharacterized. Lineage: Eukaryota; Viridiplantae; Streptophyta; Magnoliopsida; Caryophyllales; Amaranthaceae. The coding region runs from base 4007 to 5617 and encodes 536 amino acids. The transcript is spliced from 4 exons. The record is from RefSeq and is a predicted model, not a curated record.